Chanos chanos (milkfish) is the source of this 585-nucleotide messenger RNA. It is a transcript of the gene tmem17, whose product is annotated as transmembrane protein 17. The transcript has 5 exons. Lineage: Eukaryota; Metazoa; Chordata; Actinopteri; Gonorynchiformes; Chanidae. Bases 1 to 585 code for a protein of 194 amino acids. The record is from RefSeq and is a predicted model, not a curated record. Gene Ontology annotation, cellular component: ciliary transition zone. Gene Ontology annotation, biological process: non-motile cilium assembly.
AUGGAUCUUCCUGAGCCCAUACGGAGACGACUCGGAGAUUUUUCAAGAACAGUUUUCGUAGACCCAAACCGCACGCAACCCUCUCCCGAAGACCACGUGGCAUUCCUAAGCCAGAGUAAAGAUGUUGUGUCUAGUCUCCCGCUGCAAAUGUCCCUCUUUUUCAACAUGUGUUUUUUUCCCCUGUGGUGGAUAAGCGAGGUCGUUAUGUUGCACCUUAAGUAUCCAGCUCUCCCAGACUACUACAAGUUCAUCUUAAUCACUGUUCUCAUUUUAAUGACCUUCAUAGAGGCAAUCAGACUCUAUCUGGGAUACGCUGGAAAUUUACAAGAAAAGGUCCCUGAACUGGCUGGUUUCUGGUUACUGAGUCUACUCCUGCAGUUCCCUUUGAUUCUUUUCCAGCUCUUCAAUGAAGCUAUACUUAUCCAGCCUUUAGAGAGGGGUGUUCACAUUGUGCUUGCUCUCUUUAUUCUAGCUCAGAUUAUCUCUGGUUUUGCAGCUCUACGUGCAAUGGUCAGACACACAGAGAGUCACUUCCACCUCAGACAGUUUGAUGGAAUUCAAGAACUUGGAGCGCGACAAACGUGA